Messenger RNA from Macadamia integrifolia, 1244 nucleotides. Its product is annotated as 39S ribosomal protein L46, mitochondrial. The coding region runs from base 281 to 973 and encodes 230 amino acids. Gene Ontology annotation, molecular function: structural constituent of ribosome. Gene Ontology annotation, cellular component: mitochondrial large ribosomal subunit. The record is from RefSeq and is a predicted model, not a curated record. Lineage: Eukaryota; Viridiplantae; Streptophyta; Magnoliopsida; Proteales; Proteaceae. The transcript is spliced from 6 exons.
GCCUCGUGGCCUUGCACCAACGCAUGGGCAUCCGUUAUUCCAAAUGGAGUGGGAUCUUUAGUUGACGGUUCAUGGCAGUCAUUUCGCCCUUUUAUGUGUCUAGACUCUAGGCGUGCGCAUCAUGCCAUGCGGUGUUAGCUGAUUUGAGUCCGGUCAGGAGUCGCGACAUUUUCCCGACGGGGAGACAUUUCGGAUUUUAGGGUUUAAGCAGGGUUUUUCUUCCCGAUCGUCUGAAACACACUGAGUGGGAAUCCAUGAAAAGAUAAAUUUCUUCAGAAAAAUGCGGGGAUUCACUUUGGUUUCCCGAUCUUUUGCGCGCGGCUUCUGCACAUCAUCUAAUACCGAUAAGAUCGUAGCUGCUGUGUUGUUCGAGAGAUUGCCGGUAGUCAUUCCUAAGAUCGACCCUGUCAUCUACGCGUUUCAGGAAUUCUCGUUCAAAUGGGGGCAGCAAUAUCGACGGAAAUAUCCGGAUGAGGUCCUAACAAAGUCUGAAUCUAGGGGAAAAGGAGACUACCAGAUCGAUUAUGUUCCAGCUCCGCGAGUCACUGAAGAUGACAGGACAAACAACAGAAGGUCAUUACAGAGGGCACUGGACAGACGACUUUAUCUUCUCCUCUACGGUAGUUCUUAUAUGGCUCCUGGAGGAAAACCUGUCUGGCAUUUUCCUGAAAAGGUGUACGAGUCUGAAGAGACCUUGCGUAAGUGUGCCGAGUCAGCAUUAAAAUCCAUUAUUGGAGACCUUUCCCACACGUAUUUUGUUGGGAAUGCUCCUUUUGCACAUAUGGUUGUACAGCCAACAGAAGAAGUUCCUGACCUUCCAUCAUUCAAGAGGUUCUUUUUCAAGUCACAAGUAAUUGCUGCCAACAAGUACCAGAUUGGAAAAUGUGAGGAUCAUGUAUGGGUUACCAAGGAUGAAUUAAUGGAAUAUUUUCCAGAGCAAGCUGCCUUCCUUAACCAGAUGAUUAUUAGUUGAGGCUUCUGCUCCCCAUCUUCAAGCACUCAUCAAAAUUUGUGGAAACUAUUUUCUCCAGUGAGUUCGAGCUCUGGAAAGCUUAAUCAUCCGUUGCAGUAAUCAACGAGGAUUUCAUGCUCUGGACAAGUAUUGAAUUUGAAGGUCUUGAGGAUUCAAUUGUAUGUUCAUCGUAUUGGAAUUAUUUAUGGACUUUUCUAUUCCUGUACACUUGUUUGCUAAUCAAGUAAACAAAAGUUUUGCAGAAUAAAAAGGGUUUAAUUUAAGGUGACAA